Eruca vesicaria subsp. sativa (arugula) is the source of this 1708-nucleotide messenger RNA. NCBI's taxonomy places the organism in Eukaryota, Viridiplantae, Streptophyta, Magnoliopsida, Brassicales, Brassicaceae. The record is from the annotation of a GenBank genome assembly.
CUAAAAUCUGACCCUCCAAGUUUUUUAACGAACUGCAUAAACCCUAAACUACUGUUCUUCUUCGAUCCGUCUGUGUAACAAUGGAAGAAUCUCACAUCGAAGAAGGAGAAAAGCAGAACAAACUACUCGAUGUUGCUCCUGCAUUAAUUACCGUUCAUCCAUCUCAGAAAUCCAUCGCUGUCACUGUCGGAUCGGAUCUUCGUGUAUUCAAUCUUAUAGAUAAUAGUCCAGUUACAUUGGUGGAUGAUGAAUCUAAUGAGUCAUUCCAUAAAGAUUCAAUUAGAGCUAUUCGCUAUAGUGCAAGUGGGAAGCUUUUUGUGUCUACAGGAGAUGACAAGCUCGUUAAGAUUUGGUCUGCUGAGUCUUGGCACUGUCUUAACACCAUAUGUUCUGAGAAAAGAGUUACUGCGGUUGCUAUAAGCCAUGAUGAUUCGUAUAUAUGUUAUGCGGACAAGUUUGGUGUUGUAUGGGUGGUCGAGCUUGAUGGGAAGAAGGGUGUCCCGCUGCUUUCGCAUUAUUGUAGUAUUAUUACUAGCUUGGAGUUUUCUCCUGAUGGUCGAUAUAUUCUUAGUGCUGAUCGGGACUUUAAGAUAAGGGUGACUGUUUUUCCUGAGGAGCCUCUACAAGGGGCUCAUGAAAUCCAGAGCUUUUGUCUUGGACAUACAGAGUUCGUCACCUGUAUAGCUUUUGUCUCCAGUCCAGAGCUUACUCCAAGCUACCUAAUAUCUGGAAGUGGAGAUUCAACUGUCCGACUUUGGGAUAUAACAUCUGGGUCUCUACUUGACACAUGUGAAGUUAGUACAGUGGCUGGACAUUUAGAGUCCAAUGAAAGUGAGCAAACGCAAGUCACAGUUACUGAUCUAUGCGCCAUCCCAGAUUCUUCUCUUGCAGCAGUGGCUAUUCAAAGCUUUCAAGGAAUAUUAUUGCUAAGCUGUGAUAUGUCAGCCCAUACUCUCUCCAUCACAAAGGUGCUUCAAAUUCCUGGAGAAAGUUUUAUCCCCACUAGCAUCUCUUUAAGCACAUCUACACUAUGGAUGGUAUCAGGAGCUUCAAAUGGUCCAAACCAGCCCGGUUAUUCAAGAGUUCGGGCCAUCUCGUGCAUUGAGUCUGAAAAAUCUUCAAUCCUUGAAGAUGAGAAGAUUCCUGGAGGGACAAAACUGUUGGAGAAAUUGCAAGGUAAAAUUUCAAUUGAAGAGAGUAUGAUGAUUGCUGCAUCAGAAGCUGUGAGAGCAGCAAUGUCCAGCCUUUUGAUGAAGAAGCAAUACUCUGAAGAGAAGAGAGAGUUCAGGAAAAGAAGCAGAAAUGAUAAGAAAACCACCAACUAAUUGCAAUCUGUUGAUCUUGUUUGAAGAUCUAUCAUUAUGUUUUUUUGUCACUUUCAUCAUUAUGUUUUAUGUUUUUUUGUCACUUUAAUCAUUGUACCGUUACAUUAUGAUACAAUUGUAGUUUCCAGCAGUGGCAGUUGAGAUCUAGAAUGAACACUUUCAGUACAGAACAAUGAAACUUUCAUAACUAUCUUAGAAAAGGUUCACAGCACAACAAAGAAGCAAACAUUAGUUGUCGUUCUGAGAAGGCAUGAGGCGUAGUCUCUCUUCCGAGAUUUGUCCACGAUUACCACCAAAGUACCUCUCUUCAGCGAGCAAAGACUGUAAAUCGCUUCCGUUGGCUAAGCUAUUGAACUCAACGGCUUUAGAAGGCAUAGUCGGAU